UCAUGCAAUAAGUACAGAAGAAUAGAAUCACUAAAGAAAUAUAAGAUUUCGAAUAGAGAUAAAAGAAAGUAUAUGAUAUUCUCAUUUUCAAAAGAGUGAAGAUAAUGGAAUUUCUAUCUUAGUUGUUGAUAACAAUAUCACACAUUGGAAAGGAUUCAUUAAUGGAUCACCAGAUACUCCCUAUGAAGGUGGCUAUUUCUAAAUUGAUAUUGUACUAACAGCUGAUUAUCCUUACAAACCACCCAAAAUGAAGUUUGAUACACGUAUCUGGCAUCCAAAUAUUUCAUCGUAUUUUAAACCUAUAUUAAGAUAAACUGGUGCUAUAUGUCUUGAUAUUUUGAAAGAUGAAUGGUCACCUGCCUUAUCAAUUCGAACAGCCUUAUUGUCAUUACAAGCCCUAUUAUGUGAUCCAUAACCAGGUAUAUAUUAUAGUAUUAUAAAUAGAUUCUCCAUAAGAUGCUGUUGUAGCCAAUCAAUAUAAAUCAAAUAGAGAAUUAUUUGUAAAAACAGCAAAGUAUUUAUUAUUUGCAUUAAGUAAGAGAAUGGACUUUAAAUUAUGCAUCAAAAAAUAAACAAAAUGAAAAAAUUGCCAAUCUCGUUUUAUUAGGUUUAGAUGAAUAGAAAGUUAAAGUAAUUAACUAUUCAAAUUUCAUAGGAAGCAUUACUAAGAUUCGGAUAUGAUGAAGAACAAGCUGCUAAUUUCUUAUUAGGUGGAUGAA
Paramecium pentaurelia is the source of this 719-nucleotide messenger RNA. The record is from the annotation of a GenBank genome assembly. NCBI's taxonomy places the organism in Eukaryota, Ciliophora, Oligohymenophorea, Peniculida, Parameciidae.